CCUGCUUCCUGYUUCAGUUGAAGCCCCGCCCACUGAGGGAAAUCUGGGUGAGUUCGGCGAGCUGCGGCACGUUGUUGUCUACUGCCCGACCAUGAGUGUGGAGGCAUUGUUUAAUAAAGCAGCGGAGGAGGUGAAGGUCCUGAAACAGAGACCGGAUCAGGGAGAUCUGGGUUCUCUGUACGGUUUAUAUAAACAAGCCACAGCAGGGGACGUUAACACAGAUCGUCCAGGAGUCUUUGAUUUUGCAGGAAAGGCGAAAUGGGACGCAUGGAACGCUAACAAAGGUCUGACCAAAGAACAAGCGAUGGGGGCUUACAUCGAGUUAGUGGAGAAGCUGAAAGAAAAAUAUGGAUUCUCAAACAGCAGCUAGGACUGAUGUUUUAUCGUUUUCACAUUUUGUGUUAAAGCAGUCCAGAUGUUUGGCAGCGGGGUGAUAAACAGUCAGUAUCCUACCUGUAGUAGAUGGGUGGUGGUGGUUUUUAUGUGCAUUUGAGGCUGGAUUUACAUAAUUUUAUGCCAUUAAAUUGAUAAAAUGUGGAUGUUUUUCAUGGCCRUAAGUCGAGCUGGACUGAUGAACAAAUAUCUAGUCAGAGCAGAGACAAGAUUGGAGUACAUUGCUACGAUCUAAAACUAACUCCUGUUUAAAAUAAAACUGCAAGCAGUGAUGAAGACCCUACACACACCCAGGCGAUCUGGACUGGUCUGGCUGACUCUGGUGUCUGAUUUAAAGCUGCUCAGAUGAUGUAUGCAAUUGUUGUUGUUGUUUUAAAUACAGAACAUAAAUGCACAGAUUUUGUGGACAGGAAAACUAUAAAAUAAACACUUGGUCUCAUGCUCUGAAA
This is a messenger RNA of Austrofundulus limnaeus, 842 nucleotides long. Its product is annotated as acyl-CoA-binding protein. Gene Ontology annotation, molecular function: fatty-acyl-CoA binding. The transcript has 4 exons. The coding region runs from base 92 to 370 and encodes 92 amino acids. The record is from RefSeq and is a predicted model, not a curated record. Gene Ontology annotation, biological process: fatty acid metabolic process. NCBI's taxonomy places the organism in Eukaryota, Metazoa, Chordata, Actinopteri, Cyprinodontiformes, Rivulidae.